GAAUUUGCAGCGUUCCAUUAGGAGCUAUUUCGCUGUGGCGUUGAUGAAAAGUUAUACAGUGAAGUUACGACGGAAAAUUACAAAGAUAAGAUUCGGCUCUAUGGAAAUUAUGGACGUGCAUUGGCGUCGACGUUCGGCUGGAAAUUUGCCUUCGCCGCUGCGACGAUGUGAAUCUGGUUUUACGAAGCGGCGUAACGUGCAUACACGCGAGACAUGUGCAGUAAACGCGGUGCGUUAAUUGUUUUGGAGGGUUGCGAUCGGGCGGGCAAGUCGACCCAGGUGAAGAUGUUAAUAAACGCUUUGAACAAGAUGUCAAUCCCGGCGAAAGCGCACGGUUUCCCAAAUAGAAACACUCCUGUUGGAAGUUUGCUCAACGGUUUCUUAUCGAAAGAAAUAAAUAUCCCGCCUGAAGCAGCCCACUUGUUAUUCUCUGCCAAUCGAUGGGAGUGCAAGGAGGACAUUGAGAAGACACUCUUGGCUGGCACUACUCUGGUGGUGGACAGGUACGCGAGUUCCGGGACCGCGUACACGGCAGCUAACACAGGCAGAUGCUUGAAUUGGUGCAAACAGCCAGACCUAGGCUUGCCAAAACCUGACUGCAUAGUGCUUCUCAAGGUGUCGAAACGUCAGCAAAAGCAACGUAACAAUUGGGGCGAAGAGAGAUUCGAGCAAGAUGACUUUCAGGCGCGUGUUAACGCUAAUUACGACAAAUUGAAGGACGACACUUGGAUCACAGUGGACGCUGAUCAAGACGUGUCAAUGAUACACUGCGAAAUACUGAAAAAAGCACUAUCGGUCAUUCAAGAGGCUCAAUUUAAAAAAAUAGAACUGCUGAGUAGUUAACAAUGUCGACAAACUUAUAUUUUUCCGAUUUCCUGGUGUUUUUAUAUCUUUCUACUUUCACAUUCCUAUCACCGAAACAAAUCACUGUGAUGUUUCUAUAUUUUUUUUGUUCUGUAAGAUCUCUGACAAAACUCGCAUCUCAGUUCCACAGGCAGCUAUUCUAGCAUCUUUCUGGUAUUCAAAGUAUUUCCAGAUUUUGUACUUAUUCACGAAAGUAAUUUAAGCCAUAUCCUGUUUAAAAAAAAAAAAAUAAAUUAAUAUUUUCCUUUAAGGAAAAGAUUAGGAUAUACAAAUAUAGAGAAAUGUUGGAAGUUAUUGAAAACUAUAGGAUAUUUUUUGAAAAAAUGUAUACAAAAAUAAAUUCGUUUACUCUAUAUAAAUAAUAAUAUCAUAUAUUAAACAACCUUGACUUGUCGGUAAGAAUAAUGGUAACUCGUGAAGGUUUUUAAUAAAAGUAACAGGUCAUUUAACCAAGUCUCAAAUCUUAUUUAGUCGAGAUUCAAACCCGUUGGGCAUAAUGGAU
Odontomachus brunneus is the source of this 1366-nucleotide messenger RNA. Its product is annotated as thymidylate kinase. The coding region runs from base 214 to 843 and encodes 209 amino acids. The record is from RefSeq and is a predicted model, not a curated record. Gene Ontology annotation, biological process: dTTP biosynthetic process; dUDP biosynthetic process; dTDP biosynthetic process. Lineage: Eukaryota; Metazoa; Arthropoda; Insecta; Hymenoptera; Formicidae. Gene Ontology annotation, molecular function: ATP binding; dTMP kinase activity. The transcript is spliced from 2 exons. Gene Ontology annotation, cellular component: cytosol; cytoplasm; nucleus.